AUGUCACGUAAACAGAAUCAGGAUAUACCGUGGUCUCGUCUCCAUCCUAUAUACUCUCAUCGAGAGUCCUCAAUUUAUGGAAAGGUGAUGGAAGGUUAUCUAGGUGCAGGAAAACAGGAGAAAGAAGAGACUGCAAGAAGGAAAAAGGAAUCGAUCGUUGACUUAUCACGAUUUAUUGAUAAGAAAGUACGCGUGAAAUUUCAAGGAGGUCGGGAAGCGUCUGGAAUACUAAAAGGCUAUGAUGCUUUAAUCAAUUUGGUACUGGACAAUGCUGUAGAGUACGUGCGAGACACGGAGGAUCCACAGAAAAUGACAGAGGAAACAAGGCAAUUAGGUUUGAUUGUUGCUCGAGGAACUGCGAUAACAGUUGUUUCGCCGAACGAUGGCAUCGAGCAAAUUGCCAAUCCUUUCGUAUGA
Molecule: messenger RNA, 417 nt
Organism: Cercopithifilaria johnstoni
Lineage: Eukaryota; Metazoa; Nematoda; Chromadorea; Rhabditida; Onchocercidae
Source: the annotation of a GenBank genome assembly